This is a messenger RNA of Alexandromys fortis (reed vole), 1203 nucleotides long. Its product is annotated as cytochrome P450 2J5-like. The record is from RefSeq and is a predicted model, not a curated record. The transcript has 5 exons. NCBI's taxonomy places the organism in Eukaryota, Metazoa, Chordata, Mammalia, Rodentia, Cricetidae. Gene Ontology annotation, cellular component: intracellular membrane-bounded organelle; cytoplasm. Gene Ontology annotation, molecular function: oxidoreductase activity, acting on paired donors, with incorporation or reduction of molecular oxygen, reduced flavin or flavoprotein as one donor, and incorporation of one atom of oxygen; heme binding; iron ion binding. The coding region runs from base 1 to 846 and encodes 281 amino acids. Gene Ontology annotation, biological process: xenobiotic metabolic process.
AUGUUUCCCUGGGCCCUCUGCUACCUCUCGGGGCCCCACCAGAAGAUAUUUCAGUACUGUGAGGCUGUGAGGGGCUUCAUCCGCCAUGAAAUCAUCAGACACAAGCUCAGGGCCCCAGAGGCCCCCAAGGACUUCCUCAGCUGCUACCUGUCACAGAUCACCAAGACCAUGGAUGACCCCGUCUCCACGUUCAAUGAGGAGAACCUGAUCCAAGUGGUGAUUGACCUGUUUCUGGGAGGCACCGACACCACGGCCACCACACUGAGCUGGGCACUCGUAUACCUGGUCCAUCACAGAGCCAUCCAGGAGAGAGUGCAGCAGGAGCUGGACGAGGUGCUGGGUGCUUCGCAGGCCAUCAGCUAUGAGGAUCGAGAGCGACUGCCCUACACCCGCGCUGUCCUCCACGAGGUGCAGCGACUUAGCAGCGUUGUGGCUGUGGGCGCUGUGCGUCAGUGUGUGACUUCCACCCGGAUACAUGGCUACUAUGUGCCCAAGGGUACCAUCAUCUUGCCUAAUUUGGCCUCUGUGCUGGGAGACCCCGAGUGCUGGGAGACCCCUCAGCAAUUCAACCCUGGCCACUUCCUCGACAAGGAUGGAAACUUUGUGACCAAUGAGGCCUUCCUGCCCUUCUCUGCAGGGCAUCGGGUGUGUCCUGGAGAGCAGCUUGCUCGAAUGGAGCUCUUCCUGAUGUUUGCCACCCUCCUCAGGACUUUCCAGUUUCAGCUACCAGAAGGGAGCCAGGGCCUCAGACUGGAAUAUGUCUUUGGGGGGACACUGCAGCCUCAACCCCAGAAGAUUUGCGCAGUGCUUCGCCUGAGCAGCCUCCCUAGGGAGGAGGGCCCGUAGUCACUAGGAGUAAGCAGACCUGCCACUUCAGCCGCCAACAACGCUCUCAGCCCUGCAAAAUCAGACAACAGGAAGAAGUGGGUUUUCACCUAGCUUAGCUGCCCACAGUCUCACACUGAUCUGAUGAUAAUCCCAGCAAAUGGACUUGGCAGGGGUCCAGCACCAGUCACUAACUGGGCCUGAGGGUUCAGUUCUUAGAGUAAGAUAAUUCUGUUUUGGCAGAGGAGGAUUUUGUAGCAUUUGGUAAGGCCCGACACUGAAUCAGUUCACAUAGAUCAUUUGGAGGAAGUCAAGUGGCUCAAUGUAGCCAAGUAGAUUCAAAGGGAAAGACUUUCCCAUAAUACUAUAAAUAGUAGU